UAUGUGCAUUUACACUGUAAAAAUUAUUUGAGCAUUUAUUUACAACAAACAGUUUUUACAGCUGAAAAUGAAUUAAGAAUAAAUUAAAUACAAAGUCUAAUUAAAUGUCAGAAGGGGAUAGAAUAGGCUGCAUCUCAUCCUCUUUCAGGAAAAUAAUUUCUUAGAAUAAAAUUUCAUUUCCUGCUGAACCAGGAAGUGACCUCAUUGUGGUUGGGUAAACGUUUGUUGAACACAAGGUUGCGUUCCUAUAGACACUAGGUGAGGUUAAUUAAACUUAUAUAUAUAUAUAUUUAUGUUUGUCACUGUUGUAACAAUCUGAAACAGAAAGGACAAACUGAGGAGAAGCUGAAAUGGAAGUUAGCACCAGAGCGCAACAGUUAGCUAGCUAGCUAGUUUUUUCAAGUGUUGCGUUCAGCUGCCACCAAGAGGACGGAUGUCAAAAUGGACACUGUGGUGUGAGAGGAAGGACUUGAACUUCAGAUAAGACCAAGCUGUGUUCAGACAUGACAUCCAGAGGAUGUCCGCAGAAUCGGGUCUGGACUUUCUGCGGAGGUUCCCUUUCUCACAUGGACACUGCAGCAGGAGAUUCUCCGGAAAGACGCGUUCACAACACAGAGAUCUCCGUAGUGUUCAGACACCUGCUCUGUCACUUCCUGUUGUCUCCCAGGCCAAUGUCUUGUUCAUCCUUCACUUGUGGUCCGUCGCCCUGAUGAAGGACAGGAUGACACAACGAUUUGAAACACUAACCUUGUCAGGACCAGUAGACCUCAUGGGGACCAAAGCUCAUGGUCCUAAUGAGGUUUAACCUAAUGUCUGGACUCCUGGUUAAGAUGUUGCAUCCAGCAGUGGGCCCGCUGUCACUCAACCCUCCUCCGACCAAUCAGAGCGAGUCCAGACUCCUCCCUCCCUCCCUCCUCAGGGGCUUGUGCAGAGGAGCACUGGGUUCUCCUUCUUCCUUCUGCUCCCUCUCUCUCUCAGUGUCCAUCUGAGCCUCUCUCCUUGUGAUCCCUCACAGUGCAGAGCUCUACAGUCAUGGAGAGAGGGGCAACGUUGGCCGUGUGUCUGCUGUGCUGGAGCUGCAGUGUGGUUUCAGCCAUCCAGAGGGCUGACAUGUUCCCUUAUGGCCUUUUAAGUGGGGACUCUAUUCUGACCGAGGGCGACGAUGAAACCUCCAGAGUUCUGACCCUGCCCAAACCCUUAUACUUCUACAACUCCCUCUUCACUCAGCUCUAUGUGGCCACCAAUGGAAUCAUAUCUGCCCAGGACUUGCCGAUGGAAAAGCAAUACGUUGACGACGGCUUCCCCACAGAUUUCCCUGUGGUGGCUCCGUUCCUGGCCGACAUCGACACCAGCGGAGGACGAGGACAAAUCUACUACCGGGUGACAGAGACACCCAGCGUGCUCAACAAAGUGGCCCAGGAAGUACACCGAGGGUUUCCAGAUGCAAAGUUCACUCCCACACACGCUGUGGUGGCAACAUGGGAGAACGUGGCGCCGUAUGAGGAGCAAACCCGAACCAAUGGUCCUUCCAACAAGGUCAAUACGUUCCAGGCAGUUAUCGGUUAUGAUGAGACAGACUCGUACGUUCUCUUCCUCUACCCUCAAGGGGGCCUGAACUUCUUCAGCACACGACCAAAGGAGUCCUAUAAUGUUGAGAUAGAGCUGCCUGCCAGAGUUGGAUUCAGCAGAGGAGAAGUUACAUUUUUAAUCUUUUCCCGAACGGAGGGACCUCACUACAGCGUGACAGGGGAUGAGCAGAGCGUCAAAAACCUUUACCAGGUCGGUAACACAGGAAUACCAGGUAUAUGGCUCUUCCACACUGGAAACCGUUACUCUUUCGACAACAUAGUUCCUGCGUCUGUCGGUGGCCUCCUUGCCACGCUGCCGACCGGAGGCCUCGUUCUGGACACCACCACCCCUGAGUACGGGGAGUUUGAGGGAUAUCCAUACAAUACGUUUGAGCCCGAUUACCCUCUGACAGGGGAGGACCCUGAAUUCCAUCCCGCCCCUGCUGGUGGCGAGCGCUCAGAGUCUCUUGGACCAGCGAGUCCUGACGCUCCCUCCUCUCCUUCACAAGACUAUGGCCGUCAGGGGUCGCAUGGCAGCCAACAUGUGCCGCUGCCCUCUGACCCCAGGUACAGUGUUGAGCCAGCAGAGAGGCAGUAUGUUCCCUAUGCUCCAGAGGCAGUGGAAGAGAGAGGCGCUCAGCAGACUCCAGAACAGCAACCACAGUUUCCUCUGGAGGUGGUGGACGUGUACCCGCCUCAAAGAAAUGAGCCACGUCUUUCCCCUGGAGGUCAUGUGGUCAGCGUGGACGAGGAGGAUGUUGAUUUUGACACAGGAGUGAUUCAAUACACCACAGAGAACAAAGAAACAUGUGCCAGAUUCCAGCAACAAUGCUCCCAGAAUGCAUUCUGCUCUGACUACGCCACAGGCUUCUGCUGUCACUGCCAGCCUGGCUUCUAUGGAAAUGGACGCCACUGUCUACCUGAGGGUGCUCCCCAGCGCGUCAGCGGUAAGGUGAGCGGCACCGUGACCGUGGGUUCGACUCCAGUGACACUGAAUAACAUUGAUCUGCAUGCGUACAUCGUGGUGGGAGAUGGGAGAGCGUACACCGCUAUCAGCGAGGUACCUGAGCCAGUGGGCUGGGCUCUGAUGCCAGUUGCACCAAUAGGAGAGCUCUUUGGAUGGCUGUUUGCUCUGGAGCUGCCCAACAGCCAAGCUGGGUUCAAGACUGCAGGUGCUGAGUUCACGCGGCGCGCUGAGAUAAUCUUUUACCCCGGCAACGAGCAUCUGUCAAUCCUUCAGACCGGCCGUGGCCUGGACGACCACAACCACCUCACUGUGGAUACUGUCGUCACCGGCAGCGUGCCCUUCCUCCCUCCUGGUUCCGAAGUUACCAUGGACCCCUUCAAGGAGACCUACCAGUACUACCCAUCCGUGGCCACCUCCUCGUCCGUGAGGGCGUUCUCGGUGGUCUCGGCCGAGCGAGGCUCGGAGUCUUUCUCCUUCCAGCUCAAACAAAACAUCUCCUACCGCGAUUGCACACAUGGCCACCGCGCCGCUGCCGUGGAGACGCUGCAGAUCACCAUGGAGAGGGUGUUUGUGAUGUACGUGAAGGAGGAGCGGAUCCUGAGAUACGCCAUCACCAACAAGAUCAGCCCGGUCGGAGCUGAGCCAACAGGAACAGAAGGGAUCAACCCCUGCUACGCCGGGAACCACGACUGUGACACCACAGCCCAGUGCAUCCCACAAGAGGGCCAGGCCUUCCAGUGCCAGUGUGCGACUGGUUACAGAGGGGACGGACGCAACUGUUAUGACAUAGAUGAGUGUGCCGAGGGCUUGAGUUCCUGCGGCGCUCACGCUCAGUGCAUGAACCUACCUGGUAGCCACCGCUGUCAGUGCCAGAGUGGCUACGAGUUUGGCUACGACGGCCGCACCUGUGUUGACGUGGACGAGUGCAGCUCCUCUCGCUGUCACGCCAACGCCAGAUGCAUCAAUGGACUGGGAUCUUUCCAGUGUCAGUGCCAGCCCGGCCUUUAUGGUGACGGCUUCUUCUGUUCCCCACAGGAAGGACAGACUGUCCGUCCGAGGAGCCAGUGUGAGCAGCACAGAGACAGUCUGCAGAGUGGAGUGGAUCUGAGUGGACAGCCAAGUGUCGGAGCCUUCAUCCCUCAGUGUGACUCUGACGGACGCUACCGACAAUUGCAGUGCCACGGCUCCACUGGACAUUGCUGGUGCGUGGACAUUAGGGGACAGGAGAGAGGAGGAACCAGGACUCCACCCGGUACGGCACCCAGAGACUGCAACAGACCAGAUGAACCAGAGCGUCCUCAAACUCACUGUGAGCACCACAGAGACGGUGUGCAGACCACCAGUCCAGAGGGUUACCCUUUAAUCGGAGUGUUUGUGCCUGAGUGUGAUGCUAAUGGCCAGUACACAUCUCAACAGUGCCACGGCUCCAGUGGACAUUGUUGGUGCGUGGACAGUAGGGGGCAGGAGAGAGCAGGAACCAGGACUCCACCUGGUUCCUCACCUGUCGACUGUGACCGACCAGUUGAACCAGAGCGUCCUAAAACUCACUGUGAGCAGCACAGAGACGGUGUCCAGACCACCAGUCCAGAGGGAUACCCUCUACUGGGAGUGUUUGUGCCUGAGUGUGAUGCUAAUGGACAGUACACAUCCCUGCAGUGCCAUGGCUCUAUUGGACAUUGUUGGUGUGUGGACAGUAGAGGACAGGAAAGACCGGGUACCAGGACAUCGCCUGGUGCGGCACCGACAGACUGUGACAGACCAGUUGAACCAGAGCGUCCUCAAACUCACUGUGAGCACCACAGAGACAGGGUUCAGACCACCAGUCCAGAGGGGUACCCCAUAGUUGGAGCUUAUGUACCUCAGUGUGAUGCCAAUGGUCACUACACACCACUGCAGUGCCAUGGCUCUACUGGUCACUGCUGGUGCGUGGACAAUAGGGGGCAGGAGAGAGGAGGAACCAGGACUUCAGCUGGUACACAACCUAAAGACUGUGACCAACCAGAUGAACCUAUGCGUCCGAAAACUCACUGUGAGCAGCACAGAGACGGAGUUCAGACCACCAGUCCAGAGGGGUACCCUGUCCUCGGAGCCUACGUCCCUCAGUGUGAUGCUAAUGGACAGUACACAUCUCAACAGUGCCAUGUUUCUACUGGUCACUGUUGGUGCGUGGACAACAGUGGGCAGGAGAGAACAGACACCAGGACUCCACCUGGAACACAACCUAAAGACUGUGACACACCAGAUGAGCCAGAGCUUCCUAAAACUCACUGUGAGCAGCACAGAGACAGUGUUCACACCACAAGUCCAGAGGGGUAUCCUCCACCAGGGGCCUACGUCCCUCAGUGCGAUGCUAAUGGAGAGUACGCACCACUGCAGUGCCAUAGCUCUACGGGUCACUGUUGGUGCGUGGACAUUAGGGGGCAGGAGAGAGGAGGUACCAGGACUCCACCUGGUACACAACCCAAAGACUGUGACCGACCAGACGAACCAGAGCGCCCGAAAACUCACUGUGAGCACCACCGAGAAAGAUCGCAGACCACCAGUCCAGAGGGGUAUCCCAUAGUCGGAGCUUACGUCCCUCAGUGUGACGCUAACGGACAGUACACACAGCUGCAGUGCCACGGCUCCUCUGGACAUUGUUGGUGCGUGGACAACAGGGGGCAGGAGAGAGAAGGAACCAGGACUCCACCUGGUUCAUCCCCUGUCGACUGUGACAAACCAGUUGAACCAGAGCGUCCUAAAACUCACUGCGAGCACCACAGAGACAGUGUCCAGACCACCAGUCCAGAGGGGUACCCCAUAGUCGGAGCCUACGCCCCUCAGUGUGAUGCCCAGGGACAGUUUCUACCUCAGCAGUGUCAUGGUUCCACUGGACAUUGUUGGUGCGUGGACAGUAGGGGGGAGGAGAGAGGAGGAACCAGGACCCCACCUGGUUCAUCACCUGUCGACUGUGACCGACCAGUGUCUGUUGCUCCGACCCAGCGUCCUGAGAGCGUGUGUGAACGAUGGAGGAUCAGUUUGAUCGAGCACUACGGUGGAAAACCAGACCCGAAACAAUACGUGCCUCAGUGCGAGUCCGAUGGACAAUUCAGCCCAGUCCAGUGCUAUGGGGAGACCACGUACUGCUGGUGUGUGGACCAGGACGGACGGGAGGUUCCUGGUACACGAUCGCACGACGUUGUCAAACCUGCCUCCCCUCAGUGGCCCCUCCCACCGUGCGGCCACUGCCCCGCCCGAACGUCACCCCCCCCGCCCAACGCCGAAGUCACGCUGCUGUACGCUCAGGGACAGAAGAUCGGGGCGCUGCCUCUCAAUGGGACCAAGCUCGAUGCCACUCGCUCCAAAACUCUGCUGACUCUGCAUGGCUCCAUAGUUGUCGGUCUGGCUUAUGACUGCAAAGACAACCAGGUCUUCUGGACGGAUUUGUCUGCAAGAACAAUCAACAGAGCUUCGGUGGUGCAGGGAGCCGAGCCGGAGAUUCUCAUUAACACCAACCUGGUCAGUCCAGAGGGUUUGGCCGUGGACGUCAAACGUAGACUGAUGUUCUGGGUGGACUCGACUCCUGACCUGAUCGAGAGCGCCAACCUGGACGGCAGCGGGAGGAAGACGCUGUUUGACAAAGACCUGGUCAACCCCCGGGCCAUCAUCGUGGUCUCUUCAACUGGAACUCUGUACUGGACCGACUGGAACCGAGAGGCUCCAAAGAUCGAGAGCGGGUCAGUGGACGGUCAGAACCGCCGGGUGGUGGUGUCCGAUGGGAUCGGUCUGCCCAACGCUCUCACAUACGACUACUCAUCUGGACAAGUCUGCUGGGCCGACGCAGGUACCAAGCGUUUAGAGUGCAUAUCUCCAGACGGCUCAGGACGCAGAGUGAUCCACUCCAACCUCAACUACCCCUUCAGCUUGGUUUACUACGGGAACCACUUCUUCUACUCCGACUGGAGGAGGGACGGUGUGAUCGCAGUGAGCAAGGAAAUCAGUCAGUUCACAGACGAGUAUCUGCCCGACCAGCGCUCACACCUCUACGGCAUCGCCAUCGCAACUAACGGCUGUCUAUCAGGGAGCCACUAACGACGGGCCGGCGGGCGCAGGACUCUUCUGGUGCUAAACUUCUGGGGGUGAUUCCUGAACACACCUCAGCUCUCCAGGUUCCCUCGGAGGAAAAGGGGAGAUGCGUCUUCCCGUUGGCAGAUUGAACGUCGGAGCAAAUUUACAACCCCCCCCCCCCCUCUCCACGUACCCCGACCCUAAAGAUAUAACCCCAAAAUAAGUGUUUUGUAAAUUUGUUUUAUACCUCAUUUUUAGUUUGUUAUUCUUCUACUGUAUUUUUUUACGUGACUUGUUUUGUUCCAUUGAUAAAAAGCUACACAACGAUGAAAUCGGAUUUGAAAUGUAUGAGUUUGUUCUGUUCUUCAGCGUCGGCUGCUGGUCACAGUGGAAACAGAUUCAAAAACUGUGUGAGAUUAUUGAAAAUUAGCUUUUUGCUAUCAAACUCAACAAAAAUAUAAACCAUGAGUGAGUGAAUCAUAUUCUAUAAUCUGAGUAAGUAAUAAUCUGUUUGCCAGGAUCAGAUCACGACACUCUGCACUACUUAUCUGUACUUAAAACCUUUUCUUGUGUUUUUACAAAAAUACUUUUACUACUUCCACUACAUUUGAAAUCUAUCUUGUGUGAUAUUUAUAACAAUAAAAAUGUGAUUUGGUGCUUGACGUUGUACUGUGAGGAUUUCAAACAGGAAGCUCAGGAGACAAAGUGCGUUCAGAUGGAUUUUACUUUUAUACAGCGUCAGUGAAAAACGUCUCAAAACAACAUUUACUUCCAACUGAAAAACAGGUUUUUGAUUAUUUCUGAGGUUAGCAUUGAUUUGUGGGCGGUUCCAGCAGCUAGAGGAGGAUCAGAAGGUUCGACCUACAGAAAUUAACCAUUGAACUCAGUGGGUUUUACACAGCGCGUCUUCGAGACAGCGUCUGAAAAGCGGUGGCUCCAAAUCCCCAAAAUAGAGAAAACAAA
Molecule: messenger RNA, 7545 nt
Organism: Pleuronectes platessa (European plaice)
Lineage: Eukaryota; Metazoa; Chordata; Actinopteri; Pleuronectiformes; Pleuronectidae
Gene: nid2a
Product: nidogen 2a (osteonidogen)
Exons: 46
Coding region: 1033-6606 (1857 amino acids)
Biological process (GO): cell-matrix adhesion
Cellular component (GO): basement membrane
Molecular function (GO): calcium ion binding
Source: RefSeq, a predicted model, not a curated record